CUUUCCUCAUCUACCGCAGCUUCCCUCUUUAUAUCUCAAUAACCGGGUCCGACGCUCCAUUCUCGGCCUUAGUUUCCAUAUCAAGCCGCUUCAAGACAACCCACCCAUUACUUCAUCCCCUCCUCCGCUUUCUUUCUCCGCUCCCGUCCUCCAAUUGAUCCCUCAUUUUGCGCACUUUGCACUCUGCACGAAAGUCACCCUCAUAAUCAAUCCUACCACCACCAAUAUCCAUCCCAAUGGCAACAUCGACCCUCCGGCUGUUGCCAACAGCCAACGACGUGGCCCAACUGGAUCCCGCCUCCCUCGCUUCCGUCCCCGGUGUCGCCUACGACCUCAAGCGCCUCAAGGUCUACUCUUCCUGUCUGCGCUGCAGAGCCAAAAAGGUCAAGUGUGACCGCAAGGAGCCUUGCUCUAGAUGUGAGAAACACUCGGUCGAGUGCUCCUACCGAGAACUUGCCUCCGUCCAACUCGAUAUUCGUCAGUUCCAGCGCCAUCUCAACAACCCAAAGAUUCGUAAAGACGGUGCCGGCUUCAUCACCUCGACUGCCACCCCCGUAAUUACCUCUGCUUCCUCUCCUUCAUCCACCCCAACUCCUGCCCUCUCGGCCACAUCGCCCUCAGUCUCCUCAGCCCACAGCAACUGGAGCAAUAGUGAUUUUGGCAGUGUGUCCCCUUCAUUGUCCUCCAGCCCCUCUGCUCGGAAUCAAUACAACUGCCCUCAUCCAAGUAUCUGUGGUUCGGGCGGGAAUGAGACGACCUCCGAGAACAAUGGCUCGCUGGAACGUGCUCAAGUAUACAAAGUUCAUCGCAGAAAACCAUCAUUCAAGCCCACCAAGGGCAUCAUACACGAGGGCAGCUCGGAAAUCGACCGCACACACACGGAGAUGCGGGAAAUUAGUGAGCAUGUGGACAGGGUCAAGCUCUUGGACUCCAACAACGACUCUGCUGUCGUCGACGACACCAUGUCCUCAGAUAUGGAGGAAGAUAAUGCCAACCUUCCCAUUUGGCACACGCAGGCUAUGGGUAAGCAUAAACAGACGGUCCACGAGCAGAAUAUGGCGGAGACCUUUGGCUUGGCGGCAUAUCUAAAGGCGAAGGAAAUGGAGAUCUCACAAGAUCCGGGCCGUGCUGGCCAGACCAUCGAUUACGAGAUGGAAUUGGAACGUGCGCUCGCUCAACGGAUGCCCAGCUCGUUCUCCCGACCAGAUCGGUCCUACUCGCGCUCACUCAAGCACGCACACUUGGGCUAUAACCCUGCCACACCCUAUGCUCGUCCCUCGCAUUGUCAGCUCUCGCCACCGCCCAACUCCAGCAGCAAGUACGCUCAACCUCCUCCCUCUGCUCAAUGCUGCUGCCAGAUUGCGGCUCUACAGGGCCAAGCAUUGGGGUCAUGUCCGUACUCGAACGUCAGUCACAGUGGAUAUGAGAAACCUUCGACAACAACGAUCUCUGCCCCGACAUCGUCUUCAUUGCCCCCAUCUUGGAAUGUCGCUGUGGACAAUGAAGAAGCACCUCGCAUUGCAUACUCGCCCUCCUAUUCACCCAGAUACAGUGCUGCCCCGGUCACAUGUCAGACACCUCCUCAGGUCCAGACAUCAGACUGGCAACCGUCGUCGACUGUGCCGCCUACGAGAACGUCACGUUCGUCCUCGUACUCGUCAUCAAUGAAGAUGGAUAUUUCGUCGCCAUGCACAGAGCUGCCCCCGAUUCGCUUGCCAGGACCAUCUGAACUCCAGGUCGGACGUGAUGAGAAUGAGCCAGUCCAGAUUGAAUGCAAGUACAACGAGCCCAACGUGGACGCCUGGGAUAUGAUCGAGAAGCCGAUCUCGAGAAAGGUUCCGUUGACGACGAAGCGUGGCAGAUCAAUCAAGAUGGAAAUGGGUUGGAUCCUGUCCUAAGCCGUUGGCACGGAGAGAAAAGGGGACUGCAUUAAAUACCUGAGCCCUGCUUUUACAUAGUCUGGAUGGUCUGCAUUCAACACAUACACACACACACACACACACACACACAUUCACACACACACACAUACAUAUCAAGCAACACGCUCAUUCAGACACACGCAUCGCAGUAGAACGCGUAUUGUAUACUAUAUUAUAAUAAACAUUCCCUAAUACCCGCUUC
This is a messenger RNA of Gamsiella multidivaricata, 2121 nucleotides long. RefSeq lists its product as uncharacterized. The coding region runs from base 237 to 1898 and encodes 553 amino acids. The record is from RefSeq and is a predicted model, not a curated record. The transcript has a single exon. Gene Ontology annotation, molecular function: DNA-binding transcription activator activity, RNA polymerase II-specific; RNA polymerase II cis-regulatory region sequence-specific DNA binding; zinc ion binding. Lineage: Eukaryota; Fungi; Mortierellomycota; Mortierellomycetes; Mortierellales; Mortierellaceae. Gene Ontology annotation, biological process: regulation of transcription by RNA polymerase II. Gene Ontology annotation, cellular component: nucleus.